Messenger RNA from Aspergillus clavatus NRRL 1, 684 nucleotides. RefSeq lists its product as uncharacterized. The record is from RefSeq and is a predicted model, not a curated record. NCBI's taxonomy places the organism in Eukaryota, Fungi, Ascomycota, Eurotiomycetes, Eurotiales, Aspergillaceae. Bases 1 to 684 code for a protein of 227 amino acids. The transcript is spliced from 3 exons.
AUGGCUUAUUUACUAAACCCCUUCACUCUGGACUAUAUCGCUAACAUUGCAAUAGGCUCCGGAGCUCGUCAAGCGGAUGUGGACCAUGCCUGGAAUAAUAUCCUCAGGGGAUACUUCAGACCACUAGCCUACUCUGUCGAAAGGGAAUCAUACCUCGCCCCGGAUCGGCAAUUCUGCGCGAAUGUUGCUGUCAUCAAUCGUAGGAACGGUUUGCAUCACAAGGCCAUUGUGGUCGAGGCCAAACGUCCCACAGACAUAACCCCAACCGAGCAUGACUGGGAUGUCGUUCGCAGACAGCUUCAGCGCAAUAUGUUACUGGCGAGGAUUUCGGACGGUAAUAUACAGACAAUGUACGGAAUUGCCGCCAUCGGUCCUUUGGUUCGCAUGUAUGUCUACGUAGCUUCUGCGGGGAUUGCACUCUCUGGUGCUGGGAAGUUUGAACAUCGCCUCAAACUGCCUACGGACCCAAAUGCCCGGUGGGACACCAUGGGCAAUGCCUUCUUUCUGCUGACCAAAGCGAAAUGCUUUCCCUGGGACAUGUUUCUAUUCCAUGAAGUAUGCUGGCAACGACUUCAGAAACACUUCGGGCCAGGAGAGAUCGAGCUCCAUAGGCUCUAUAAGGCACUGAGGAGAUUACCAGAUCCAUCAGGAAGUUUCUUUGAGAAUGUAGACUUCCAAGGCUGA